Molecule: messenger RNA, 2001 nt
Organism: Homarus americanus (American lobster)
Lineage: Eukaryota; Metazoa; Arthropoda; Malacostraca; Decapoda; Nephropidae
Product: UDP-glycosyltransferase UGT5-like
Exons: 8
Coding region: 16-1632 (538 amino acids)
Molecular function (GO): UDP-glycosyltransferase activity
Source: RefSeq, a predicted model, not a curated record
GUGCAUACCCUUUAUAUGAGUCAUUGUGUGUGUGUGAAGGAGAAAAAGACUGCAUACCUGAAACAGGGAUUCCCUCCCCAACAGAUGAAGGUAGCGACGCUGUGUGUGUUGGUGGCGGCACUGACACGGGGCGCCCUAGGAGUGUUGUCUCCCCCUGAGAGGUCCUACAAGAUCCUCAUUCUCCUCCCCGUCUCCACCAGGAGCCACAGGAUUGUCUUCAUGACCAUCGCUGAGGCUCUGGCUGACCGUGGACACAAGGUAGUGAUGUUGAUCAACCAACCCAAGUCGUCCACACAUCCCAACAUCCACGAGGUCGCCCACGGCCUCCCGCACCGUCAGCAUGAAAAAUUCAACAUGUUUGACAUGAGAAAGUCUUCGGGAGGAAGCACCAACGCCCUCGUGAGAACUCUGCCGCCCAUGGCCAGGGACAUGUACCAGGUGCCGGAGGUGAAGGAGCUGUAUGAGCGGAGGAAAGAGUUUGACGUCGUUAUGGUCGAUGCUUUGUUCAACGAGGCAGCUUAUCCGUUCGUGCAUGAGCUUCCCUUCAUCCUGGUGUCUACGUCAGGUAUAGCUAAGAGCGACGUCCUGGGAAACGUCCUCAACCCUGCGUACACUCCCAGCUUCAUGUUCGACUUCCCGUCACCCAUGUCAGCCUGGCAUCGUUUUCUCAACACACUCAGUUCUAUAGUAAUGUCUGUGUACUGGCGGCACUGGGCCAUAGUGCCUCUGAUACAGAAAGAGAUCUCGGCACAGUUCCCAGAGCUGCCGCCGCUGCUGGACCUGGAGAGGAACAUGAGUCUGGCGCUGCUCAACUCUCACUUCACCAUCAGCAAGUCGGUGCCCCUCCUGCCCUCACAGGUGGAGGUGGGCGCCAUGCACUGUCGCCCCGCCAACCCUCUGCCUCAGGAACUGGAGUCGUGGAUCACUGGGGCGGGGGCGGAGGGCGUCAUAUACUUCAGUCUGGGCUCCGUCGCUCGCGGCAACUCUAUGCCAGUCCAGUACCGCAACCUCUUCCUCCAGGCCUUCCGCAGGUUGCCGCAGCGAGUCAUCUGGAAAUAUGAGGGAGAGCUGGAGGACGUCCCAGACAACGUGAUGAUCAGCAAGUGGCUCCCCCAGCAGGACAUUCUCGCCCACGACAACGUGAAGGUGUUCAUCACACACGGCGGUCUUCUCAGCCUGCAGGAGUCCAUCUACCACGUCACGCCCCUCCUCGCCCUCCCUAUCUUCGGCGACCAGCCCAAGAACGGUAGAUUCGUGAGGGACUCUGGCCUGGGCCACUUUCUAGUGUGGGAGGAACUCACGGAGGACCUCAUUGUGAACGCUCUCACCGACAUCAUCAGUGACCCUAAGUAUAAAGAAAACGUGAUGAAGAUGUCAGCUGGGCUGCGGGAUCAGCUGAUCUCGCCCAAGGAGUUGGCUGUGUUCUGGACGGAGUAUGUCAUCCGCCACCGAGGGGCGCCCCAGCUGAGGUCCCCGGCGGCACAGCUCUCCUGGGUGGAGUUCCUCAUGCUGGACGUCCUGCUCCUCCUCCACCUGGCUCUCCUCGUCCUCUACUUCACCCUACGUCGCGUCCUGAGGGCCAUCUCUGCUAAGAUCUUCGGCAGUGGCGGAAGCAAGAAGAAAAAGGAUUAGGAUCACCUUGGAUUCAUCAUUCUCUUGUAUUAUUUACCGAAAUGUAGAAUAUAUAUUUGGUACCGAAGUUCAGUCUGCUAUCUGCGGUGAAGGGCGUCGGAGAGGAUGGAGGGCGUCAUGGGGAGGUGAAGGGAGUCAGGGAGGGUGAUGAUCAUCAGGGAGUAGAAUUUGUUACUCGCCUCACUGUACUAGGAAGAGAGCCUUAAAGUAUAUGAACAAGUUUUACUGGAGACAUUAAUCUCGGGGUAAGUUUUGACUCAACCUAUAGGCUGAAAAGAUUAGAGGGAUCACCUGAAGAAUCGUCGCCCCAGCCCACAGUGAAUAUAAUUUGCAUAAUUAGGAUAACAUAAAUACAUUCCUGUGUUUUAU